Ochotona curzoniae (black-lipped pika) is the source of this 484-nucleotide messenger RNA. RefSeq names its product histone H2A type 1-B. Gene Ontology annotation, cellular component: nucleosome. The record is from RefSeq and is a predicted model, not a curated record. Gene Ontology annotation, molecular function: structural constituent of chromatin; DNA binding; protein heterodimerization activity. Bases 60 to 452 code for a protein of 130 amino acids. The transcript has a single exon. Lineage: Eukaryota; Metazoa; Chordata; Mammalia; Lagomorpha; Ochotonidae.
UUGAGAUUUCACAUUUGAGCUUGCUUUCCCUCUGACAAACCUUCCCUGUGGUUACCAAGAUGUCUGGACGCGGCAAGCAAGGAGGAAAAGCUCGCGCCAAGGCCAAGACUCGGUCAUCCCGGGCCGGGCUGCAGUUCCCCGUGGGCCGCGUGCACCGGCUGCUGCGCAAAGGAAACUACUCCGAGCGCGUCGGAGCGGGCGCUCCCGUGUACCUGGCGGCCGUGCUCGAGUACCUGACGGCUGAGAUCCUGGAGCUGGCGGGCAACGCGGCGCGCGACAACAAGAAGACGCGCAUCAUCCCGCGCCACCUGCAGCUGGCCAUCCGCAACGACGAGGAGCUCAACAAGCUGCUGGGCCGCGUGACCAUCGCGCAGGGCGGCGUGCUGCCCAACAUCCAGGCCGUGCUGCUGCCCAAGAAGACCGAGAGCCACCACAAGGCCAAGGGCAAGUAAAACGGUGCAGAAAGCAGUGCACCACAACCAAA